Acytostelium subglobosum LB1 is the source of this 945-nucleotide messenger RNA. RefSeq lists its product as hypothetical. The coding region runs from base 1 to 945 and encodes 314 amino acids. Lineage: Eukaryota; Evosea; Eumycetozoa; Acytosteliales; Acytosteliaceae. The transcript has a single exon. The record is from RefSeq and is a predicted model, not a curated record.
AUGCAAUACUUUGCCAACAACAGUAACAACAAUGUUAAUAGCAAUGGCAAUGGCAAUGGCAAACAUAAAAGCAAUGGCAAUGGCAACAAACAACUGGCCUUGGUAUCGAACUCUGGGAGAAACAAGAAGAAACAAAAGAAUGAACAUCUGUAUAUAGACAAGGCGGAGGAUAUUGACUCAAGUAGUGAUGACGAUGAUGUUAAUGGUGAUGGCAUGAUGGGUGUUGGUGCGAAACAACAAAGGACAACAUCGACAACUUCAACAACAACUACAAUGGCAAGCAACGCGCACAAGAAGAGGACUCUUGUGCUCGAAGAUGAUAUUGAAGACUCAUUUGCAAACGUCAUUCCAUCAAUCAAACAAAUGCCAAACAAGAUAAAGAAUGAAGCCAAACAGGAGGAGGAAGAAGAGGAUGCGAUUGUGUUUACUCAACAGCAACCGAUCAAACUCAGGGAUCGGUAUGCAAUGGAUGAUGAUCACGAUGAUAUCAUUGACAUUGACAGUGAUGAUGGUGAUGAUGGUCAAGCAGUCGAACAUGAUCCAUGGAAGAAAGCCCCAACAUUAACAAGAAAAUCAACAACAACGACAUCAACAACAUCAACUACAUCCACUUCUUCAAAUGGAACAAUGGCGCCACCUUUGAUACCCUCGCUCCCAAGACCAUCAAACUUAUCUUUAUUACCAAAUAGAGCUCCAUUAUUGAGUUUGAGGCCAUCUCUAGCAAAACUUCCAGCUCUAACAUCAUCACUUGGUAAAUCACCCGCAUUAUCAUCAUCAUCGACAUCAUUUGGUAAUUCAUCAUCAUCUUCAUCAUCAGCGACACCGUACAAGCCAUACGCAAGGGCUUCAUCAAGGUCAUACUCCUCAACAUCAUCAUCACCAUCUUCGUCACCUGCCAAGAAACCAUUCAGACCAUUCAGGAGACGAAAUAGCUUUAAAAGGUGA